CAAAAAGUAACAAAUAUGGCCAACCUUCUCCUUGCUUCCUUCUUUCCCCGAGUCUCGACUUUUUAACCAUCGAGAUCCCUUGCUGGAACCGGGAAGGGAAUGUUCUCUUAUAUGUACUCUUCUUUCUCUGUCUGCCCACUAUCUUUCUCUCUCCAAAUUUCCAAAUUUCGAUUCUUGCUUCACUUUCUCUCUCUUCCUCAGUUUUUGGAUCUUUCUAAAAAAAAAUCAAAAUACAGGUAAAUUCCAUCCAUAGAGAACCGCGUAAUCUGGAACAAGCUUUAACAAUGAUGAAAAACAUUCUGGUCACUGGUGGAGCCGGUUACAUUGGUAGUCAUACAACUCUUCAGCUUUUACUAGGCGGUUUUAAAGUCGUCGUUGUUGAUAAUCUUGAUAACUCGUCCGAACUCGCUAUUCAACGAGUCAAGGAACUCGCUGCUGAGUUCUCAUCAAAUCUUUCUAUUGUUAAGGUGGAUCUUCGGGAUAAACUAGCUGUUGAGAAACUUUUUUCUUGGACAAAAUUUGAUGCUGUCAUUCACUUUGCUGGAUUGAAAGCAGUUGGUGAAAGUGUACAGAAACCACUGCUUUAUUACAAUAACAACAUCAUUGGUACAGUUAAUUUGCUGGAAGUCAUGUCUCUUCAUGGAUGCAAGAGGCUAGUCUUCUCAUCAUCGGCAACUGUGUAUGGCUGGCCUAAGGAGGUCCCUUGUACUGAGGAGUUUCCAUUGUCUGCAGCAAAUCCAUAUGGACGAACCAAGCUCUUCAUUGAAGAAAUAUGCCGUGAUGUUCAGCGCUCUGAUGCUGAAUGGAAAAUCAUUCUUCUAAGAUACUUCAAUCCAGUUGGUGCACACCCUAGUGGGCAUAUUGGCGAGGAUCCACGUGGAAUUCCAAACAAUCUUAUGCCCUUUAUGCAGCAAGUAGCUGUUGGAAGAAGACCCCACUUAACCGUCUAUGGGACAGAUUACAAUACUAAAGAUGGCACCGGGGUCCGUGAUUACAUUCAUGUUGUUGAUUUGGCUGAUGGACACAUAGCAGCUCUGAAUAAGCUUUUCAAGGCUAACCUAGCUUGUGAAGUCUACAAUUUGGGAACUGGCAAGGGCACAACAGUGUUGGAGAUGGUAGCUGCAUUUGAGAAAGCAUCAGGAAAGAAAAUCCCUAUUGUAAUGGCUGAAAGACGCCCUGGUGAUGCUGAGAUUGUAUACGCCUCAACAGAAAAAGCAGAACGGGAACUAAAUUGGAGGGCCAAAUACGGAAUCGAUGAGAUGUGCCGUGAUCAAUGGAACUGGGCUAGCAAGAAUCCUUAUGGUUAUGGCUCACCUGAUAAUAAAGAUGAUUGAUUUACCAGGCUGAACAGACUAAAGAACAAAAAUACACUCAACAUAUGUACAAUCUAAUCCCAUUGGUACAGCUUCCACUUGUUGCUACACCAUCAUACAGCUUUUAUCCAGCCUAACUUUAGGAAUAUAAGUGAUUGAUAUGAAAAAAUAGUCCAUUUGUUAAGCAUAUACUUCUAUGUUAGUAUAAAUAGGCCAAGUAUGACAUGUAUUUACUUAAUUUAUAGGCUAUAUUAAAAAGAAAAAGAAAAGAAGAAAAGAGCAUAAUGUAUUUAGAAGAUCAAUUAUUUUUUGCAUGUGCUCUCAUUUUGGCUGAAAAUACUGGAAGCUGUUAUGCGUGGGAAUAUUUGAGACUUUCUGCCUUCUGCUGGAAAGUUCAAUGCUUCAGGAAGCCGUUAUGCUUGUGAAGCUUGCUAACGAGUGAAGGUAUGGGCAACAACUUGGAAAGCUCGAUUUCGGCCACAGGUCUGCUGUGAUCGAAACAUUUUUUUUGGGGUUUAUUGUAGGAUCAUAACGUGGUUUACAUAACAAAUUCUAGAGGGUUUAUUCUUUGUUUAGGACAGUCUUUUUUUAUGAUUCGUUUAAUUCUUUUGAUUGAUUAUUUAUAUAGUUAUAGUGAAUUUUGAUAUGAUUCCUUAUUGGUACUAUACUAUAAUCAUUUAUUUAAUGGCUCGAUAGUCUACGUUUACUUGAACUCUUCAUGCGUAUAUAAAUAUAUUUAUCUAAAUUACAAUUUUUUUUUCUUGUUUGAUGGAUUACUAAACCUUUAUAAUUUCUUUUAAUUCGUUUUUGGAAAGACGUACUAAAGUUUUUAGAGGUCGUUUGAAUUGAGUAUAAAUAUUUAGGGUUAAAAAAGUCAAAAUAAUGA
Molecule: messenger RNA, 2199 nt
Organism: Amaranthus tricolor (Joseph's coat)
Lineage: Eukaryota; Viridiplantae; Streptophyta; Magnoliopsida; Caryophyllales; Amaranthaceae
Product: UDP-glucose 4-epimerase GEPI48-like
Exons: 9
Coding region: 285-1334 (349 amino acids)
Biological process (GO): galactose metabolic process; rRNA processing
Cellular component (GO): cytosol
Molecular function (GO): RNA binding; UDP-glucose 4-epimerase activity
Source: RefSeq, a predicted model, not a curated record